CUACGUGUUUGUGUGGCUUCGAUAUUUUACAUGUAGCACUCUUAUCUCCUCCACCUUUGGAAUAUGGCGUCUAAUGUUCCUAAUUCCACGAUUGUACGUACCUGUUAUAAUUGUGGCGAUCCGGGUCACUUCAUUAGAUGGUUUCCCCACCCUAAACCAGCUAACCCUCAUUCUGCUCUUAUCCCCACACAACAACCUCUGCCCACCUUGUUGUACGCAUCUUCUUCCAAUAAUGAUGCUAUUGCUAUUAAUAGUGGUGCAGGGCAGUUUUCCAGGGGUUCUGGAUGGAAUCAAGCAAAGCAACGGCUUGAUUACCUGGAGCAUAUCAUUGCUGAGACGCAUGAUGCCGAAGUUGAGAAGGAGAAAAAUAUGAAGGCUGAAGAAGAAAAGGCAUUGAAAGAGAAAGCCGAUGAAGAGCGACGUGAAGCAGAAAGGAAGGAGAGGGAAGAUUUUCGUAAGUCGCUUACUGAUUCUAUGAAUACGAGACUGAAUGGUGUUGUUGACGUUUUGCAUAACAAAGGUAACAACAAUGAAGUCGAAGCUCUGCGCAAGGAGGUAGAGAAGCUUGGGGGAAAGGCAAGGCAGGGCGGCGCUUCGACAAGUUUUGUCCAAGGUACGGUCCACGAUAAUGAUAGUGUACUUGCGAAGCUACUGGCUAAGCAGGAGCGGAUGAACAGCCAGUUGGAUGAGGCUCUUAUGGCGAAAUGGCGGCUGAAGUUGGUAGAGAAGGAAAUGCACGAGGACCUGGAGAAGGCGAAAGAAAAGAUCGCACGGAUGGAACGUGAAAUGUCGCAGAAGACCUCUCGGUCUAACCUGCGUUCAAAGAUGGACGAAGUCUGUACUGGCAAGGGCAAGGAGAAAAAGGGCAAGGACAAAGUGGUGGCAGACGAAAAGGAGAAAGAGGCGUUUGCGAAGGAUGAGAGGAAAUCGUUGAGAGGGAUGACUAAGGAUGCACUCAUGGCUAUCUGCGAUAAGGAAGGUGUCAAGUACGUGGGGGUGAAGCAAACAGUGGACGACAUGGUCGCGCAUCGGGUCAAGAAGGCGUUCCCUCCGGUAACCGUGGAAGUUUCGGAGGAUCUGGCCGAUGCUGUUGGUGAGAGAUCAUCCGGGGGAGACUCUGUCUCUUAAUGUCUCUCCCGGACGUGACGACUCUUUGGAACUUAUUUCGACGUUUCUUUGCACUCAGAUCUACCUCGAUCUCAUACCUUCGC
Chara braunii is the source of this 1211-nucleotide messenger RNA. The record is from the annotation of a GenBank genome assembly. NCBI's taxonomy places the organism in Eukaryota, Viridiplantae, Streptophyta, Charophyceae, Charales, Characeae.